AUGCUCCGCGUCACCACGAUAUUCAUCUUUGGAGUUUCGGUUCUAGUGGUGGCGCCGGCCUUUUGGGCAUCUGACUUUCCUGCGUGGAUUGCCCCUGCAAUUGUCGUCGGUGGUGCUCUCCCUCUCCUAUUUGUGGCGUAUACGUCCGCGCCGUUUGUGAACUAUAUCCAUCUGGCUCUUCCUGUCGCUGCGCGGCGGUCUCGAGAGCAGGCUAUCCAAUAUGCGAAGAAUCUGCCGCCAUAUGCGACGCUCUACAUAAACACGAUGAAGUUCACGACUAUCCCCCGGCAGACCGAAGUCCGGCUGGCAGAUCUCGUCCCGGACAGGACGUGGUCGCGGCCGGUGAGCUUCCGAAACCAGAAUCCGGUGCCUCUGCCUUGGUGGCAGGGCCGCACCCUGACCCAGUUCUACACGACGGAGAAAAGCAAGCCUGCGCGGGGGACGUCGACGUUCUAUCCUGAAGUCUGGGAGCACGUUUAUAAGCAGAUCCAGAAUAAUGUGCCUAAGAAAUGA
Rasamsonia emersonii CBS 393.64 is the source of this 513-nucleotide messenger RNA. RefSeq lists its product as uncharacterized. Lineage: Eukaryota; Fungi; Ascomycota; Eurotiomycetes; Eurotiales; Trichocomaceae. The record is from RefSeq and is a predicted model, not a curated record. Bases 1 to 513 code for a protein of 170 amino acids. The transcript is spliced from 2 exons.